AUGGACUGGGACGCCCAACAACAUUUCCAUCUCCAUCGUGGGAUGGAUUGGGAGGCAGCAUCGGCGGCCGCAGCAACAGCGCAGCAACACAUGGCGCAACCCUUCAUGGACCGCACCCUCUUUUUGCACCCGGCCGUGGCCCGAUGGCAGCAGCCCGUGUAUGGGACGAUGGAUCCUCCCACUCGGAAUGAACAGAAUGCCAGUGAUGACGACAAUAAUGAUGAGCUUCCUCCUCCACUUCCUCCUGCAACACUAGAGCCAUACCAUGAACAAGACGACGAAGAGGAGGAGGAGGAAAUCCGAACCAAGCGAAAUAGUAAACAUCACUCUUCCUCCAACAGCCACAAUCCCCGCAAAGCUCCUCAAUACACUCCGACCAACAAUUUGAAAACAUCGGCCAAGGGGGGCAAAUCCACCUUUGGAUCCAAGGACAAGCCACUCAGUACUUCCUAUGGGUUCAUUGAUGGACGGAGCAAUGCACAAGCCAGUUUUGAACAAAAGGUCCGAAUGCUCAAAGCGUACAAGGAUGAACACGGCCAUUUGAACUUUCCCCAAUACGUGGAAGAUCCCAAACAUCCCCAUCGUCGUCUCUACGCUUUCUUGCACCAACAACGCAAGUUUCACCGGUACUUGCAACGAGGCGACAAGGUGCCGCUGACACAAGAACGCAUCGACUACCUCACGAAUGCGCUCGGCGAAUGGUUGCCCAAAAAGGAAGGAGACGAUGCUUGGCCGGAACAAAUGGAACAAUUGGUGGCAUUUCACACACAACAUGGACAUACAUGUGUGAGGGCGGUGGAUCCCAAUCAUGCACUCGUUCCCUUUGUCGUCAAGAUGCGCAAGGCAUUUCGGUAUUUGGAAGAAAAGACAGCGUACGAACAGAAAAAGGCCGCGGGGGAGCUCGACAGUGAUGACGAACCGUUUAUCGAUCGGUAUGCCGCCAAACCGAAACAGGCGCGGAGUGGAGAUGCACCAAUGCAACCAGGGAACAAUGGCAACAACAACAAUGGGGCUGCUCAGGGAGAUCCACCGGCCAAAACAGAUGGAGAAACGUCGGGCAGUGAAAAAGAGCAACAACAACAACCCGCCCAAAAGAAACUCUACAGUGUCAAACCAUCGGGACCACGCCGCAACAAACCCACUGGAGCGCCUCGCAUUCCUGUCUUUUACACACGGGACAAACACGAAAUUCUCCAGGCACUCGAAUGCCCUUUUAUGGAAAGCUUUUGCGAGCACCCCGAUGCCAAAAUCAAGAGUGCCAAAUUGGCGGAUACGAAAUGGUAUCAGUGGGCCGCACAGCUCCGCGAGUUGCGUCAAACCGAACCCGACAAUCAUCUCUUGAAAUAUGUCAAGAGUGCGCGGUCAUUGUCGGGAUUGGAUUUGUGGGUGUAUCGCAAUCGGGAAGCCUAUCACACGCUGCUCCAAACGCGACCGCAUAUUGUCGAUCGUACCAAGGAAUUGCCCGCCACUGCUCCUCGGUCGCACAAAUUCUUGCGCAAAUUGUUUCUGGAGGUGCUCCAGGAUGACAUUGGUUUGGAAAUGGAUCCGGCCAUCUGUAAAAAGGAGUUUGAUAAACAAAAGAAGGCUCUGGAACUCAAAUUGAAACAAAAGGCGAUUGAAGAACGACGCAGGCAAACACCCGAAUACAAACUGGUGGUUGCCAAGGAAGUCGAAACUGCUUCCAUGGACGAAGUGGAAGAAGCAAAGAGAAAGCUCAUGGAAGCCCAAAAAGUGGUCGAUAUGGCGAUGCAAAAACUAAGUGCGGCCAAGUACGAGCGUGAAAUACUGCAACAAAAGGUCGAUGCAAAUCCAAUGUACAAACCUGUGCAUGUCCACCCUCGUGGCGAAGACAGUCACAGUGGCCGUGCUACGGUUGUCGGAAUGUGCGUGCGAUCGGUCAAAGGAACCUUUGGACCAAAGACAUUCUAUACAGUUAGGUUUGACGACGAGAAAGACAAAGUAGUGCAUGGCGUGGAUGCCGCCUUUUGUGAACGUCUCGACCUGAAAAAACCAGCUGCAGCUGCCACAGCACUUCUUCCAGCAACAGCCGCUGCCAAAGCUCCUCUAGCUGAUAAUGGCAAUCACGACAAAUCUUCUCCGGGACAACAGAAAGAGGUUCCAGCCACACAGGGUGCCACGGUGCCGCCACACGUGGAUGGAUCGGUAGCUGCUGCUCAAAAGCCAGCACCAGUACAAGCAAAUGACAGUGCAGCAGAGCAAACACGACAACAAACAGCGAAAGACACAGCAGUGUCAGCUACUGCAGGGGGGGCCCCUUCGGCCAACGAUGAUGAUGCAAAGCAAAAUUCAGAAUCUUCUCCAUCUCCCACAACGAAACGUGGUCGCAAACGAAAGACCCCACCCGAGGAAAGUGACAACAGCCCCGAGGAGCAGUUUAUCGAUGUGCCGGUGGAAAUUGUGUUGUCUCGAAACAAGGGCGAGAAAAGUUGGGGAAUAAAACUUGGCGUGAGUGCAUCUGGUGGUGCUCAUAUUCAAGCAUUUACAGACGGACCGGCAUGCCGGCACGACGACAUUUUUACCGAAGACAAGGUUGUGGGAGUCAAUGGAAAGUCAUUGCACACAUUCGGUGACAUUGUGAAAGAAAUUCAAGCCCCCAAUAAGAACGGCAUUCUCAAGCUCACUCUGAUGCGCAAGGUUCCAGCACCUCCUCCAGCCCCACCGGCGCCCAUGACAACUCGCAGGCGAGCGGCCAAAUCCGGCAUACUUCCAGACCCCCCUUCCGGGCCCGCGAAAAAAGCUAAAAGGCGCAAAACCACUGCCAAGAAGAGAGUUCCAGCACCUCCUCCGGAUCCACCGAUCCCCGUGAAAUCUCCCAAACGAGCCAAGAACAACAACAACAACGCGAAGAAGAAAGUUCCAGCUGUAUCUCAAUGGCCAUCUCAGCAGACCACGACGAUGAUGACUCGAGGGAGUGCCACUAAAAGGGUAGCUGAAAAGCUUUUGCGUCUUCGCCGUUAG
This is a messenger RNA of Seminavis robusta, 2979 nucleotides long. The record is from the annotation of a GenBank genome assembly. NCBI's taxonomy places the organism in Eukaryota, Bacillariophyta, Bacillariophyceae, Naviculales, Naviculaceae.